Penicillium cataractarum is the source of this 717-nucleotide messenger RNA. RefSeq names its product kinase-related protein. NCBI's taxonomy places the organism in Eukaryota, Fungi, Ascomycota, Eurotiomycetes, Eurotiales, Aspergillaceae. The transcript has 2 exons. Gene Ontology annotation, molecular function: kinase activity; ATP binding. Bases 1 to 717 code for a protein of 238 amino acids. Gene Ontology annotation, cellular component: cytoplasm. The record is from RefSeq and is a predicted model, not a curated record.
AUGGACGAGCAGGUCGACCGCCUGGUCAAGAAGACCUGGGCAAAAUACUGCUCCACCCCAGACAACGCCCGCCUCAUGAUAGCCGUCAGCGGCAUCCCAGGCUCCGGCAAAACCGAACUCGCCUGCACAAUGUCCCAACGCAUCAACCAAAUCCACGCCUCCGAAAACCCCUCCUCCACCACCCCCAUAGCCACAUCCCUCCCAAUGGACGGCUACCACCUAACCCGCGCCCAACUCUCCGCCCUCCCCGACCCAACCCACGCCUUCGCCCGCCGCGGCGCUGCAUUCACCUUCGACGCCCAUAAAUUCCUACACCUCGUCCGCGCCCUUCGCGAACCCCUCACGCCCUCUACAAAACCUAUCUACGCGCCUAGCUUCGACCAUGCGGUUAAGGACCCCGUCGAGGAUGAUAUUGCUAUCGCGCCGACGACAAGGGUGAUCUUUUUUGAGGGCAAUUAUUUGAGUUUGAAUAAGGAGCCGUGGGAUGAGAUUGCUAGGCUCAUGGAUGAGUUGUGGUUUGUGGAGGUGGAUUUCGAGGUUGCGAGGAGGAGGUUGGUUAGGAGGCAUGUUAAGGCGGGGAUUGCGGCGGAUGAGGUGCAGGCGGAUGUAAGGGCGAGAGAGAAUGAUUUGGUUAAUGGGAGGGAGAUUGUGGAUUUUAGGUUGCCUGUGCAGGAGGUUGUGUCGAGUAUUUAUGAUCCGGCUUGGGAGAGGUUGUGA